GUAGGCGUACCCUCUGCCUACCUGGGGACCUCUGGCUGGUUGGGGUAGCGUCCCGGAGCAGCUCUGAGACCGCGGGGAGCAGCUCCCAGGAAGCGGCUCAUCUCGUCUCCUCUCGCAGGCCAGGUUCCCGUUUUGGACCUUCGCCGUCGGAAGACCUUGCGGUCGUCUGGGACCCCUUACCGAGUUCGACCACCCCUUGCUCUCAUUCCCAGCUCACGCAGGACAUUGUAGGAAGUGCGCGGUACGCCUCAGGGCACCCAUGCAUCUCCCGGGGAGAAAGUGAAAAGGUUCCCGCUGAAGGCAAAUGCCUCCGGAGUGCACACGUCCGGGAUGGACUUAACAAGUCAGGAUGUGGGGGUUGAAGGCGGUGGCAGUUCCACAGGCAGCAGGAACCCAUCAGAGAGGAUAGAGCCGGAAGAGAGAAGCGAUCUUGGAACUACUGAGGAUCUUGGUUAUUUUUGACCCUUUCACUUGCAGGAAGCAGGGAUUGGGUCAAGUAACUGCAUCCAGACUGUGAGGAAAACAAAAUCAUGGAGAGUUUGCCCCAGGAGAGAGGCGAGCAUUACCUAGGAUCUAGUGUGGGCAACAGUCUGUGCAGUGUAGAUGAGAGAGAAGAAAACACAACAUGAGGGAAUGGUCAGGUAAGAAAGAACCAGAAGUCCAGGUUCUACUAUAGCAGGGACCCAAGUUGCUAACCUAUGUUCUUUGAUGUAGACUUGGUCUUUUAGGGUUUCUUUCUUCUCCCCAGCCUUGUCAUUUCAGCUAUCUGGCCUUGCCUGAGGAGGAAGAUCAGUUAAGUCCCAGGGCUCUCCUUGCCUGAUCUAGAGCUGUGCCAUGGCAGACACUGGAGAAGAGGAGACAAUGUCAGCAGAAGCCUCAGGAUUCUCGGACUUGAGUGACUCAGAGUUGCUAGAGUUUCUGGAUCUGGAAGAUGCCCAAGAGUCAAGUGCUUUACUAAACAUGCCUGGCCCUUCUUCUGAACCCGCUGGGAAGGAUGGCAAGCCCACAGACUUACUAAAAAACUGGAAAAGAGGACUGGAUGUCUCAUCACCCAUGGAGAGAUUCCAUCUUAAAUAUUUAUAUGUCACUGACUUGUCUACUCAGAACUGGUGUGAACUGCAAACAGCAUAUGGGAAGGAGCUUCCUGGUUUCUUGGCACAUGAAAAGGCUGCUGUUUUGGACACGGGGACCAGCAUCCACCUGGCUAGAGAACUAGAACUUCAUGAUCUUGUGACUAUCCCAGUCACCACUAAAGAAGAUGCUUGGACAGUUAAGUUUCUGAACAUGCUAUCAAUGAUUCCUACCCUGCAGUCAGAAGGGUGCAUCAGAGAGUUUCCAGUGUUUGCAGAAGUGGAGGGUGUGCUUCUUGUUGGAGUGAUUGAUGAGCUGCACUAUACAGCCAAGGGGGAAUUGGAACUAGCUGAACUCAAGACACGCAGGCGCCCCAUGCUUCCUCUGGAAGCUCAGAAAAAGAAAGACUGUUUUCAAGUCAGCCUAUACAAAUAUAUCUUUGAUGCCAUGGUACAGGGGAAAGUGACCCCCGCUAGCCUAAUCCACCACACAAAACUGUGUCCAGAAAAGCCACUGGGGUCUUCAGUGCUGAGGCAUGCCCAGCAGGGAGGCUUCUCUGUGAAGUCUUUGGGUGACCUCAUGGAACUGGUCUUCUUGUCUCUAACACUCUCAGACCUUCCAGUUAUUGAUAUCUUGAAGAUUGAGUAUAUUCACCAAGAGACUGCUACUGUGCUGGGUACAGAAAUUGUGGCCUUUGAAGAAAAGGAGGUGAGAAGCAAGGUGCAGCAUUAUAUGGCUUACUGGAUGGGCCACCGAGAGCCUCAGGGUGUUGAUGUGGAAGAGGCUUGGAAGUGCCACACAUGCAGCUAUGCAGACAUCUGUGAGUGGAGGAAGGGUGAUAGAGUGCCCCGCUCCACACUGGAGCCCCAAACCAAAAAAGCCAAAUGAAUAGAAGGAAUACUGUCAGAAGUAUUGAUCCUUCCUGAAGCUCCUGGGGUACCAAGGUAAAAGGGGACCAGUUGGUGAGCUUGGCUUUCAUAUUUCCAUAGCCUCUAAUAUUUGAAUCCAGCACUAAGGCUCAGGAAUGAGUGGGGGAAAUAAGGGGCUAUAUUAUCUCUGGAGUUUUGCUACGGAUUGCCAAGAAGACAGAUGCUCAUCAUAGCUGGAACAAAGGUAUCCUUCAGCAGACAUCACUUUCCUUAGAAAUUUCAGUUUCUGAUGGCUUCCUUAUUUUUUUAUCAAUCAAGGCAUUCUACAUUUUACAUAAUAAAAUGAAGUGCUAUCCAGAA
Molecule: messenger RNA, 2300 nt
Organism: Carlito syrichta (Philippine tarsier)
Lineage: Eukaryota; Metazoa; Chordata; Mammalia; Primates; Tarsiidae
Gene: EXO5
Product: exonuclease 5
Exons: 2
Coding region: 835-1959 (374 amino acids)
Biological process (GO): interstrand cross-link repair
Cellular component (GO): nucleus
Molecular function (GO): single-stranded DNA 5'-3' DNA exonuclease activity
Source: RefSeq, a predicted model, not a curated record